Messenger RNA from Auanema sp. JU1783, 411 nucleotides. The record is from the annotation of a GenBank genome assembly. NCBI's taxonomy places the organism in Eukaryota, Metazoa, Nematoda, Chromadorea, Rhabditida, Rhabditidae.
AUGAAAAACUUUGCUAAAUUUUUGUUUGUCAUAAUUUUGUACUUUGCUCAUACAGUCUACAACACCAAUGCCUUUCGAGAGCAGUCACUAGCCUUAAAAGGAAAACUGCAAUGUGGGCAACGCCCCCUCAAAAAUGUUGGGGUCCAAUUGCUCGAGAAAAGAAAAUCUCCCUUUCGAGAUCAAGUGUUAGCCUCAAACAGCACAGAUGACGACGGCCAGUUUAUACUUGUUGGAGGAACUAGUAGGAUUCUCCAAAUAACUCCUGUGCUUGUUGUUGAGAAGGAUUGUAAUGGAAAAGGAGACUCAAUCAAACUCAACACUGCCAAGCCGGCCAUAGUGAAAGGAAAGUUACCCGGAGACACAUUUGAUAUUGGAAUCAUUAAUAUGGAUGCUUGGAAGAAACCUCAAUAA